AUGGCCACUGGGUUAUUAUCAACGUUGGUAACUCCACCGGACCAUUGUAAUCACUUUUGUGGUUCCUGUGCGUUUGUCUCUCUCCGACUUACGACGUUCCACUUUUAA
Messenger RNA from Theileria orientalis strain Shintoku, 108 nucleotides. RefSeq lists its product as hypothetical. The record is from RefSeq and is a predicted model, not a curated record. The transcript has a single exon. Bases 1 to 108 code for a protein of 35 amino acids. NCBI's taxonomy places the organism in Eukaryota, Apicomplexa, Aconoidasida, Piroplasmida, Theileriidae.